This is a messenger RNA of Plasmodium fragile, 1104 nucleotides long. RefSeq lists its product as uncharacterized. The record is from RefSeq and is a predicted model, not a curated record. Lineage: Eukaryota; Apicomplexa; Aconoidasida; Haemosporida; Plasmodiidae. The coding region runs from base 1 to 1104 and encodes 367 amino acids. Gene Ontology annotation, cellular component: mitochondrion. The transcript has a single exon.
AUGCCGAUCUGUUUCAGCGUCCACAACUUGGCAGGAUACAAUGAGCGGUUCAACACAGUGCUGUACAGGGAACCCAUACGAACGAGCAAAUCUCAUUCCAGCAAGUACAUUAUUUUCUUCCCAGGGGACUAUUCAAAUUUUUUCACUAACUCUAUAUACACAUCAUUUAAGUUGGAGUCGACAAACGAAUGCUCAGACUACUGCUACAGCUAUGAAGCCCUAUUCUGGAUCCUAUCCUCCAAGUAUUUGUAUGACCACUUAGUUUUUAUUAAGCCUAGCAUUUUUAUAAAUCACUUUUCCUCCUUUUCCAAUUUUUUAAAUCCAUCUGAUAUUUCGCUCAGCACACAUGAUCACAGUGUGACGGCGGCAGGGGGGAGAAAUCCCGGAGAUGCGGUGGUGCCCGCCAAAAGUGUGAAGCAUUUAUUGUGCCUACUCUUAUCACUGGAUGAGCAGUUAUCAAGGUGGAGCCACGCAUCUGCUAAUGGCACCCCGUGCACUCAUUCUAAUGGAGAAAAGACUCACACAAAUGCUCUUGCGGGGAGUGACCAGAUUGAUGGAUCCCCACUGCUGAGCCCACUAAAACGCAGACUCGUUUUGAUCGGAUUCAGCAGGGGGUGCUCGGUUCUGUUCGCUCUGAUGAGGGAGGCCAACGAAGGCCAGCUGCUCCUCUCUUGCGUCGAUUCCAUGUACCUCCUAGACCCCGGAUUCAACAAAAAGAUAUACAACACCGAGAUCGAAAGCAGCGCUUUGGAGAAGGUCGCUCAGUGUGGAUUGAAAAUAUUCCUUCACUCCACACCUCACCAAGUGAUAAACAAACACGAUGUAAACAUCCACAUGGAACUGUUAAACUUUUUAAAGAAUCUCAGGCAACAUGGGAUAGCUACCUUCCCAUAUAUACACUAUAUUAAAAAUGCCAAGUUGGUGAACCACCUAAAUCUCCAUUUUGAGAUCCUUGUGGAUUUUAUUGACGACGUGUUGGAAGACCCCAACGAGUCCUCCCCUUCCUCCUCCUUGUCCAGUUCCUGCAAGGAGCACGGAAUCACUGUGUGUAGGAGUAAAAUGUCUGCCAAAGAUUUCUUGUUUGAAAAUUGGAAGAGGAAUUAG